AUGGCAGAAGGGGAGAAGGUAGUAGUGCGCGCUCUAGGCGUUUGUUGGACGGCUGCCGCGAUGGAGGCCGCUGUAUACGAGCUUCUGCAACAUGUUUCGGCGUAUGUAGUCCACCCCGGUGAUUCGGUUGCCAAGUUCGUUGAAGCACCGCAAAGUGGGCAGUGUAGCGUUGCGUUGGGCGGUUUGCAACUUCUGCAACAACUUUUUCCAUACCUUUAUGAUGAGAAGAAGUAUCUUUGUGAGGUGAUAAUUAAGAACUGUGAGGUGCAUCAGGCUUCAAUCGGUGUAAUGUGUCGCGUGGACUUUGUGGCCUAUGUCGUGCUGCAUGCUUUCCACACCCUAGUGCGUGGGGUUCCUCUCCUUCCCCGGGGUGCUUCACUCCUGGACAGUUUCUCCUCCGUGAGCUGGGGUGAUGAUUUGCCGUGGACGCGGAAUGUGAACCCGACUGAGGUUCGCGAGUCCCAUUGGUGUCGAAACCUUCUGGGAGACUUUAUUAAAAAGCUUUCCGUCAUCGUCCACCCCGUGGAUCCACAGGAUCUGCUGGCUGAAGUCGCGUCGUCCGCUGGCUUGGUGGAAGUGGAAAGUUCCGGGGGUUGUGACACGCCGUUUGGAUUUCUCUCUAGUCUCUUGCUGCGUGAAUAUCUUCGGCGAACCUAUGCGUAUGACUCUUUUUCAUGUGGCUUUGAGGUAGCUGCACUGGCAGCUGAGUGUUUCGUGCGUGUUUACCCGCAUCUUAUGCUGUCCAGUCGGAGAGCCGGCGAACCCGGGAAGGAUGUUGUGACAUCCCUUCAUGGCCUAGUGGACCGUCUUCUUUGGAGGGUGUCGGACGAUGCUGGUAACAGACGUGUGCCUCAUGGAAGGGUGGGAUGCGUUAUUUCGGGUGUUGCGUUCGUCACAACUUUGCAUGCCGGUGGUGCAGGUCGAGAUUCAACCUUGGGGACUUGCUCGUUGUCUCCGUUCAAUGCCUUAGGGACUUUGCUGCGCGAAGACCGGCACGAUGGUGCUUUGCUUUUGGUUUCUCGCUUCCCCACUGUUUACGAGGGAGAAAAUAACCUUGGCAUCCGGCAUCUUCUUUCUGUUGUGAGAGGCGCGGAGGAGAAGUUGCUGGUCAUUGCUGUGGAGGGGAAGGUCUGUGGGGAGGUGUUGUACUACAUGGAAACAUUGGGAAACUGCAGCAGAACAGUGUUGGUUGCGGCUGCCGUUGGUCGUGCGACUAUGACUCAACUGGCCUUGACAUUUCGUACGCUCCCAAGGACGUUAGAGUCCCUUAAACUAUCUCCUGUCAAAUGCCGGCUCAAGAUGUGUGCACUUUCUAGCAGCAGCGACGGGCUCCGACGUCGCUGUGGUGGAGUGGAACCACAAUCAUUUCUCUUGUCCUUGGCCCCCUUAUAUACAGAAGCGUCCGGAAAUGACAGCAGAGUGAUGCGCAACAUCAUUAGUGUUUUUCUUGGUGGUCGUUGCGUGGUCGAAUCGGCGCUCGUCGAGUGCCUUUUUCAGCGGCAGCUGCAUCACUUGAUUAAUGUACUUUGUGCACCAACUCCGCAUAAUGCUAUGAUCCCGGCGGGUGGUACGUCGGAGGGGCUUGCUGUGAGUUACCUGAGCUACCUCACUGAUAAUUUCGAAGAUGAUGGAUCCUCUUUUGGCACCUUUAAGAUAGCUGUUAUUAAAGCAGUAAGAGAUGCAAUUAAUUCUUACAUGGAAUGUGUCCUUAGGAAAUCGGGAGGGCUGACAGCGGAUGAUGCAAUUGCACAUUUGGGUGCCUCGCAAGAGCGCUUCCAAAAUGUAGAAUGGGGAUCGGUGGAUCAAAGUGUGCGUGGUUGCUGCGUGACCGUUGUGCCGGGACACCAAGAGCCACAUUUUGGUCCCCUUUACAGAGUUACCAUUCCCACCCCUCCCCUGUUUAGUGCAUUUGAGGCAUCGUGGCCCGUGAGCGUCAGCGUAAAAUCCAAUCAUUUACUGGCUGAUAUCAGGGAGUGGGAGGGACGAGUGGAGGUUGCCAGUGCUUACAUCUGCAUCGGAAGGUGCCUGGAUACGCUGUGCCUUUCAGGUGUGGUGGGUAAACGUUCCAACGUAGGGGAGGGAAAGAACUCUGAGGGUGCGUCCGAUUUUUUUUUCUUCCCUUCUGUUGUUUGA
Molecule: messenger RNA, 2133 nt
Organism: Trypanosoma brucei brucei TREU927
Lineage: Eukaryota; Euglenozoa; Kinetoplastea; Trypanosomatida; Trypanosomatidae
Exons: 1
Coding region: 1-2133 (710 amino acids)
Source: RefSeq, a predicted model, not a curated record